UGCACAUACUCAUAUAACACUGAUUAUACCAACAAUAACAGUGGAAGAUGAGAUUACUCUUUAUUAUGAUGGAGGAGAUAAUUUGUCAGUUGGGCAAAUAUUUAUAAUAAUCAAGUUACUAAGUACUAUUGAUGGAGAGUGUAAGGCUGAUGUUAAAGUUUCAGGAGGUGGUGUG
Messenger RNA from Entrophospora candida, 175 nucleotides. NCBI's taxonomy places the organism in Eukaryota, Fungi, Glomeromycota, Glomeromycetes, Entrophosporales, Entrophosporaceae. The record is from the annotation of a GenBank genome assembly.